AUGAUUCGCAGCCGAGAGUUCAUAAAAUCGUACUUGAUCAAGUCUUCUACUCGUCCCAAAAGCCUCAUAAUCUCAUUCAAGGAGUAUAAACAUUGGGCGUUGGCGAGGGAAAAGCAAUACUUUUUCUCAGCCAGUCAACCUCAAAAUCAAGGUGAAUCAUCGUCAUCCUCUUCAGCAACUUACCAUUUGAGUUACCAACAUCUACCGCACACAACUUAUGCUGCUUCUGUUCAUGGUUUGAUAUGCCAUGGAAGUCCUUCUUUGAUUGAGAUAUAUAACCCUAGCACUAGAAAGUCCACUACUUUGCCUAAGGUCGAUUAUGAGAGUCUCCCGUGUUACAGUUACUUGGGUUAUGAUCCCAUCUAUGGUGAUUACAAAGUGUUGUGUAGGGUGAAAGUGUUGGAAGUUGAUCCUUUGCUCAAUAAGGAACAAGAGACAGUGAAGGAAGAAGAGGCUGAGGUGAUUAGGAACAGAGAGAUUCAGAAGAUGUAG
Camelina sativa (false flax) is the source of this 492-nucleotide messenger RNA. The record is from RefSeq and is a predicted model, not a curated record. Lineage: Eukaryota; Viridiplantae; Streptophyta; Magnoliopsida; Brassicales; Brassicaceae.